AUGUAUUCACUUUAUCAACAGAAAUGCAAUGAGUCCGUAUCUUCCCAGCAACUUUCCAUACCUUAUUGCAGCUGGGGCUCAACUCAGACUCCUGUGAGUGGUCCUUCUAUUUUGGAAAAUAAUGCCAACUCUUACGACACCAAAGCUUUUGGAAAGGCAAGCUGGAAAAGAGUUUUUCAGCAAGAUUCUUGUUUAGAAGAAAGGUUGUACAAGUUACCUGAAAGACCACUUUCUGUAACGCUCAGCCUUAUGUUCCCUGAGAAGGCUGUCAAAAGUUAUAAGGCUUACAUCUACGUAUCUCCACAGCACGCUAUGGAGCAAGAAGAGAGAAUAAGUAUAACAGAGUUGGUGUCCGGGAUUGACUCUGUGAGUAAAGCUUUGGAGAAUGAGAAAAAGGAGAACUUCUCAUCUCUCAGCAGAUCCUUGGAUUUACCCUGUGCUUCUCCUAGACCAUAUGGUAUUCCUGGGUUUCGGAUCACACACAAAGGCAAAGUAUACCAGGACUGGAGAGGCAUGAUUGCACCAAAUCCUGUGAAGGAGUACAGCCAAGCAAGGCAAAAAAGCAUGAAAGGCAAGGAGGUAUGUAAAAUGACCAAGCAUUGUGCUGCAUUAAGUGCUAAGUCAGAAAGGAGGAAUAUGAGUGACAAACGCCUCGACCUUCAAACUCAGAAGAAAAAUGUAACUCACCUGGAAGUCUUCGAAGUCUCGUGAAAGCAUCCUAGAAGUAGAGAAGUACUUAAAACAGUCAUUUGCAUUCAAAGAUAUGUGAGAGGAUGCCUUGAACACAGGGCACUCAAGAGAGUAAAGAUUAAGUCUACAAGUCGUGGACCAUCCCUACCAGCAGUUGUAAGGUACUACUGUAAAAUGAUACACCGCAUUAAAUGUUGAGCUGAUGUUUUGGAUCUCUCUACACCACUUCGGUAGUUUGAAUUAGAGGAGUGGAUGGACAAGAAAAAAUUUUAUGAAACAAUGUUUUCCAAGAGAGAAUUUGACAAAAAGAUGGACAGAAAUGAUCUGCCUGAAUUUUUGAGAGACUGUGGAUAUUCAAUAUCUGCUAGUGGAACACAGCGUGUCUUCCAGCUUGUCUGUCCAGCUUCCACUGCUGCUCUAAGAAGCAUCAAAAAGCAUCAAGCAAUUGAAAUGGCAUUCACAUUAUUUCCACUUCUUGGUGCAAAAGUGAAGAACCUAAUUACAGUGCCGCUACCAUGGGUGCACCCUCUCAAGGAUGGAAAAGAUGGAUCCAAGAAAUUAGCAUUUUCCCAUCAAAUGUCAAAGAAAGCUGAUUUUCAAGUGUCAGCUGCAUUAGCAACUUCUUCAAUGAGAGUGGAAAAGAAAAUCAGCUCUCUGAUCAGUAUUUCUGGUGCCACUGCAUGA
This is a messenger RNA of Gymnogyps californianus (California condor), 1374 nucleotides long. RefSeq names its product IQ motif containing M (gene IQCM). Lineage: Eukaryota; Metazoa; Chordata; Aves; Accipitriformes; Cathartidae. The record is from RefSeq and is a predicted model, not a curated record.